AUGAGCGGGAGGGCAGCUGUGCGCAACGUUGCCACGGCACGGCACCGGCACCGGCACCGGCUGGGUGAGACGCUGCUUUGCCACCGCGCAGCGAUGCUCAGUGCAACGCGGAUGCUGGCACUGCCGGUACACCGAGAUGGCAGCGGCACGGGGUACAGCAGGACACACCUGCACGCCCUGUGGAAGAUCGACGACAAGCCGGUAAAAAUUGACAAAUGGGACGGUUCAGCUGUGAAAAAUUCUUUGGACGAUUCUGCCAAAAAAGUUCUCCUGGAGAAAUACAAGUACGUGGAAAAUUUCCGUUUGAUCGACGGCCGCCUCAUCAUCUGCACAAUCUCUUGCCUCUUCGCGAUUGUAGCUUUGAUUUGGGAUUACCUGCACCCUUUUCCUGAAUCCAAACCCGUUCUUGCCUUUUGUGUUGUAUCAUAUUUUGUGAUGAUGGGAAUCCUGACUGUCUAUACCUCAUACAAAGAAAAGAGCAUUUUCCUCGUAGCUCACAGAAAAGACCCUGCGGGGAUGGACCCCGACGACGUUUGGCAGCUCUCCUCCAGUCUCAAACGGUUUGAUGACAAGUACACCCUGAAGCUGACUUUCAUCAGCGGGAAAACCAAACAGCAGAGGGAAGCCGAGUUCACCAAAUCCAUCGCAAAAUUCUUCGAUAACAACGGGACGUUAGUCAUGGAGGCCUACGAGCCGGAGGUGUCCAAGCUGCACGAUAGUCUGGCCCUGGAGAGGAAAACAAAGUGAUUUCUGACGCCGCCUGCCUCCUGGGAACGUGCUAAAUUAACACCAAUAAAGUAAAAUAGCAAAGAAAG
This is a messenger RNA of Aptenodytes forsteri (emperor penguin), 815 nucleotides long. RefSeq names its product signal peptidase complex subunit 2 (gene SPCS2). The transcript has 5 exons. Gene Ontology annotation, biological process: protein targeting to ER. Bases 1 to 747 code for a protein of 248 amino acids. Lineage: Eukaryota; Metazoa; Chordata; Aves; Sphenisciformes; Spheniscidae. Gene Ontology annotation, cellular component: membrane; signal peptidase complex. The record is from RefSeq and is a predicted model, not a curated record.